Molecule: messenger RNA, 1065 nt
Organism: Neohortaea acidophila
Lineage: Eukaryota; Fungi; Ascomycota; Dothideomycetes; Mycosphaerellales; Teratosphaeriaceae
Product: S-adenosyl-L-methionine-dependent methyltransferase
Exons: 1
Coding region: 1-1065 (354 amino acids)
Biological process (GO): tRNA methylation; wybutosine biosynthetic process
Cellular component (GO): cytoplasm
Molecular function (GO): tRNA methyltransferase activity; S-adenosylmethionine-dependent methyltransferase activity
Source: RefSeq, a predicted model, not a curated record
AUGGAUCGAGCGAUUGCACAAUGGCUGCAACAGACAGGCCAACCCGCUUCCAAACUACCUACUCUGAAACUGCCAUACACCAUCUACGGCCAUCUGCUCCUCCUUUCUCAAACCGCAUUCACAAGCCCUGAAUGGAAACAAGUCAAACACGAGCUCAACAACGACCUAAGCACCCUCUACCCCAUCCUCGCCACCCACCUCAAAAUUACACACAUCGCAAUCAACAGCGCAAUCCCUCCAUCUGUCUCCGACAAUGUCAAUCACGAAGAAGACAACAUCCUCCGCUCCCCCUCCAACUUGAACCCCAUCUAUGGCGACUUCGGCCCCAACACGGCUUCCUCUCACCCAACAAACUCAGAUUUCACCGCAGCCUUCUGGACGACAGCAAAGCAAAACGGCAUCCAGCAAACCUGGACCCCGCGCUGGACAAUGUUCUCCCGCGGCAACGUGAGCGAGAAAGCACGCCUGUUGGACCUACCUUCCGUCCAUCUCGCGGUGGAGGAAGGAAAGGCGAGUGGAGCCGGUUCCUGCGCGGUAGAUUUGUUCGUCGGCAUCGGGUAUUUCGCCUUUUCGUACUUGAAGGCUGGCGUGAGGGUUGUCGUUGGGUGGGACUUGAAUCCUUGGUCUGUGGAGGGGUUGAGGAGGGGAGCGGAGGCGAAUGGGUGGGACGAGCAAGUUGGUGAGGCGGUUUCUGCUGGCGGAGAGGCGAGAUUGCUUGUGUUUAAUGAGGGGAAUGAGAAUGCUGGACGCAGGAUUGGGGAGAUGAGAGCGAGACUCCCGCCUGUCAGGCAUGUAAAUUGCGGGCUUUUGCCUACUUCGCGAGCGAGCUGGCGGACGGCGGUGGAGGUGUUGGAUCCGGAGCUGGGUGGAUGGGUGCAUGUGCAUGAGAAUUUCGCUGUGGCGGAGAUUGAGAGUCGGGCAGAAGACGUGCGGGAGGCGUUCCAGGGGCUGUGCGGUGGGAGGGAAGUGCGGAUUGAUCAUGUCAAUCGUCUGAAGAGCUAUGCUCCCGGCGUGAUGCAUUGCGUGAUAGAUUUACAUGUUUCCCCUCGCUGCAAUGCGGAGUGA